Messenger RNA from Populus euphratica (Euphrates poplar), 724 nucleotides. Its product is annotated as mavicyanin-like. NCBI's taxonomy places the organism in Eukaryota, Viridiplantae, Streptophyta, Magnoliopsida, Malpighiales, Salicaceae. The record is from RefSeq and is a predicted model, not a curated record. The transcript has a single exon. Gene Ontology annotation, cellular component: plasma membrane. Gene Ontology annotation, molecular function: electron transfer activity. Bases 208 to 717 code for a protein of 169 amino acids.
CACAAAGCGGAUUCAAUAAGUUAUGCUGAUUGAUUUAAUUGAGAAUCCUUGAAUUCCUUCUGUUAUACGGAUUACUUGGCUAUUAUAUAUACGUGCGUCAGGAGUUCUGUAUUCACCAUUCAUUCAAGGCUGCAAACAAAAAAAUAAAUCGCAGCCAUCGCAGCCCCUCAAGGUACUCUCUCAUUCAAUAUCGACUAAAUUCCAGUCAUGGGUGGUAUGAAGAAAAUUUUGGUGAUUUCUUGCUUGAUGAUGGCUCUUUGCGGAGUCUCCAUGGCGUCUACAGUUUAUCAAGUCGGUGACUCUGCUGGUUGGACAAGCAUGGGUGGCGUUGAUUACCAGGAUUGGGCUGCCGAUAAGAACUUCCACGCCGGCGAUACUCUUGUUUUCAAUUAUAACAUCCAAUUCCACAACGUGAAGCAAGUCACGUCGCAAGAUUUCGAGACAUGCAACGCAACAUUCCCUGUAGCCACUUACUCUAGUGGCUCCGAUGCAAUCAAUCUUGAAAGGCUUGGCCAUGUCUACUUCAUAUGUGGUUUCCCUGGUCAUUGCCAAGCAGGACAGAAGAUCGAUAUCUUGGUCUCCCCAGUAACUUCAGGUCCGAGUCCAGCUCACUGGCCCUUAAGCUCGCGUAGCAGUGCUUCAUCUGAUCUUUAUUUUAAUAAACUGUAUUGGACCUUGAGUGUGCCGGUGCUCUGUCUCUCACUGUUUGCUUAUUAGGAAGCUU